Messenger RNA from Rosa rugosa (rugosa rose), 1324 nucleotides. RefSeq lists its product as uncharacterized. The record is from RefSeq and is a predicted model, not a curated record. Bases 155 to 1324 code for a protein of 389 amino acids. Gene Ontology annotation, molecular function: zinc ion binding. Lineage: Eukaryota; Viridiplantae; Streptophyta; Magnoliopsida; Rosales; Rosaceae. The transcript has 4 exons.
UACCAACAAGUACAAGGGGCAGAUUAUUGCUGCAUCGGCAAAGGAUGCCAAUCAAGGCUUGUAUCCAGUUGCUUAUGCUAUUGUGGAUUCUGAAAAUGAGAGUAAUUGGAGAUUUUUUCUUGAGGUUUUGGCUGAAGAGUUUGCAAAACACCCUAUGAGGAGGGUGACAUUCAUUUCUGAUCGUCAUGUUGGGCUUGUUAGUGCUUUCCCUAGAGUGUUUCCUAAUAAUCCACAUGGGUUUUGUUUUAGACACCUGAUGUCUAACCUUUCUGACAAAUUUCCAGCUGGAUCUUACCUCAAGGAUAGGAUUCCUUACUUGUUUAUGUGUUGUGCUUAUUCUCGCACACCGGAGAUGUAUGAGUUCAACAUGGAAAUCUUGAGGAGUGAAGGCGGUGACAUAGUUGCUCAAUUUCUGGAGGAUCUUCCCAAGGAGAACUGGUGUAUGGCUUACUUUAAUGGCGAAAGAUUUGGUGAAAUGACAAAUAACUUGGCUGAGUCUUUCAAUAAUUGGGUGUUGCCUUUGAAGAGUCUUCCUAUUCUUGAUAUUAAUGAUGGCAUUAGAGUGAAGUCCAUGGCUUCAAUUGCUGCUCGGAAGCAGGAUGCUCAUGAAUGGUUGUCUGAGUUGUGCCCAGUGAUUGAAAAGAAGUUGAAGGACAAUUUGGAAGUCGGAAGGCAUUGGAGAGUGAGCAGGUCUGAUACCUAUGUGUAUGAAGUUCACUGCCAGAAGUACAAUAGCAUGGUAAAUUUGGAAACUCGGUUUUGUUCGUGUGGAAAAUGGCAGCUGUAUGGCUUCCCAUGUUCCCAUGCACUUGUAGUGAUCCAACAACAUGGUUCUUCCCCGUAUUUGUAUGUCAAUGAGCUGUACAAGGUGGAUAAAUAUCGAGAAACUUAUUCUUUCCCAAUUAAUCCUCUUCCCUCUAUUUCGAAGCAAGUGCAUGAUUUUGGUAGAGAUGCGGUGAUCUUGCAGCCGCCUUUGACUAGAAGACCACCGGGAAGGCCUAGAAAGAAGAGUUACAUAUUCAGCUACAUGCUUAGUUAUAUGUUCAGUUACAUGAAAUACUAUAUCAAUGACUCGAAAUUAAGUAAGAGAAGUUUCCGAGAAUCGAGGCUGAAAGAUUACCCGGUCGAGGUAGACGAUUCGAGUUCUGCAAUUCUUCAAAUCCCUAAAAUUUGGGGCUUUUUCUGUGAAGUACUUUUCAGAGUCGGCGCUGCUUCACCGUUGAGCAAAACAGUCGUCGGAGAAGGUAUGUGUCUAAGAAUGUGGCCGCCGGAGAUUAAUAUUUCUCUAUUUCGGAGUAGGUUUGAGCGGUUUUUUGAGGUUUGA